AUGAUUUCGAGGUAGUUCGAUGUUGUUUUGGGUCUUAGAAGUUUGAAAUUUUUUUAAAAAAUGCCAUUUUCGAGCUUUUUUUGGAAAUAAUUGAUUUUUUCUAUGUUACAGUAAUCCAUCAAAAAGGGAUUAAUCCCAACAAUGUUCCUCGAUAUCUGUUACGUAUAUAUACAAGUUUACUUUAACGCGUAAUUGUGGCACUAUGAUUUUUUAAAUGUACAAAAAGCCGGAAGAAAGCGCCUUUAAUAAAAAUUUAAUUUUGAGCAUGUUACAGUAAACCAAUCCAAAAGUAAUCAACUACAAAAAUGUCCCGUGAUGUUUGUUGCGUAUAUAUAAAAGCGUUUGAGUCAUUGUGACAUGUAGUUUUGGCACUGUGAAUUUUUGAUUGUACAAAAAGCGUGUAGAAAGCUACUUUUUUGGAUAAAAAUUUAAUUUUGAGAAUGUUACAGUAACCCAAUCAAAAAAUCAACACUUUCAAAACGUUUACCAUCGUCCUUAAUGUAUUGCGACCAAGUAUCCAAACCGUUCCAACCCUUUAUUUUUCAGAUUCCGGCCAGAAACCGCCCUCUACAAAGAGUACUUCGCAUUGGUGGGAAAAGCGGACGCGCGUGCCAAAAGGAAGACCCAAAAAGGUGGUACUCCGAAAGGUGGUGCCAAGAGUCCGAUGUCAAGACGACGGUCCAGUGAGAAGCCCAAAAGCACUGGCUUAGCCCAGAAAGGGGGUCCAAAAAUCAAGAGGAGCAGUUCACCUCAUGCAUAA
Messenger RNA from Bursaphelenchus okinawaensis, 760 nucleotides. The record is from the annotation of a GenBank genome assembly. Lineage: Eukaryota; Metazoa; Nematoda; Chromadorea; Rhabditida; Aphelenchoididae.